Messenger RNA from Closterium sp. NIES-65, 423 nucleotides. The record is from the annotation of a GenBank genome assembly. NCBI's taxonomy places the organism in Eukaryota, Viridiplantae, Streptophyta, Zygnematophyceae, Desmidiales, Closteriaceae.
AUGCCAUUUUUUUGCGGCUUCUUUGGAGGGGGUGCUCGCUUUGGAGGAGGGGGUGAAGGAGGAGAUGGUGGAGGAGGGGGUGAAGGAGGAGGAGAUGGUGGGGGCGGCGGGGAAGGGGGAGGAGAUGGCGGAGGUGGUGAGGGUGGAGGGGAAGGGGGAGGCGAAGGAGGUGGAGGAGGGCUAGGAGGUGGUGGAGGUGAUGGGGGUCUAGGCGGUGGUGGGGGUGGUGAGUAUGGGAUGCCGUCCCCGUCGAACCACGUGGAGAUGAAGGGACUGGAGGUGGCCUCUGCAAACUCGUGGGCGAAGACAGAGACGAGGCCAUCCAUGCCUGGGUCGCCCGUGGGGGCGAGAGAGGUGUUGUUGCGAAUGUCACUGGGGAUGCAGGACGAGGGGCACUGCACAAACGAGAAACGGAAUGAGUAG